AUGCAUAGGCUUGUCUGGAAUGGCAAAGUCGACUGUAGAUGGACGGGCCAAUAUCAUGAAGGUCAAUCUGUCUGGUCUUGGGAACUUAUGGCAUUCGAUCCCUACCCGCUGAUCGAACAGAUGAUCAUCCGGGGAUCCAUGUUAUACAUCACCUCGCUAUGGCUAAUCAAGGCCGGCAUGGUGACCCUCUAUAAGCGCCUGGGAGAUCGCACCCGCUAUGAGAAUGUGUAUAACAUCACACUUGGUAUUUUGGCUGCGACCUGGCUAGUUCUAAUUUCCAGUAAUAAUUUAAUCUGCUACCCUGUCCGGCGACGGUGGGAGCAGAUUUCAAAUCCGGAGUUAAUCUGCCUCCCCAUUACGCAAAUCGCGCGAACCAAGAUGCCCAAUAAACAAAAGUGUUUGGUCAUUAGCAUCUUCCUCCUAGGUAUUCUUGUAGUCAUCGUCAGCAGUACGUCUCCUCUCUCUCGUCCCACAUCAUCUCCGCUAAACCACAUGCCAGUUGUUCAGGCAAUCUACUCCUACCGCAAAGACUAA
Molecule: messenger RNA, 534 nt
Organism: Penicillium pulvis
Lineage: Eukaryota; Fungi; Ascomycota; Eurotiomycetes; Eurotiales; Aspergillaceae
Exons: 2
Coding region: 1-534 (177 amino acids)
Source: RefSeq, a predicted model, not a curated record